Molecule: messenger RNA, 1636 nt
Organism: Cucurbita moschata (crookneck pumpkin)
Lineage: Eukaryota; Viridiplantae; Streptophyta; Magnoliopsida; Cucurbitales; Cucurbitaceae
Product: ERBB-3 BINDING PROTEIN 1
Exons: 9
Coding region: 152-1342 (396 amino acids)
Source: RefSeq, a predicted model, not a curated record
CAAGCGCGGCCUCACCGAUCGUAACCCUAAAUCUUUCUUCUGGGUCUUCCUCUUGUUCUCUAUCGAACAACAGAGCUUUAUCCUAAUUUGCUUCACUUCCUUCUCUCCGCCGUUUUCAAUCCCUUGGUUUGAUUGUUCUUCGCCGGCGUAAAUGAUGUCCGACGAGGAAAGGGAGGAGAAGGAGCUCGAUCUUACUUCUCCUGAAGUAGUCACCAAAUACAAGACCGCCGCUGAUAUUGUCAACAGGGCAUUGCAGUUGGUGAUAUCGGAAUGUAAACCAAAAGCGAAGAUUGUUGACAUUUGUGAGAAAGGAGAUUCAUUCAUUAGAGAACAAACUGGCAAUGUGUACAAGAAUGUUAAGAAGAAGAUUGAAAGAGGCGUUGCUUUUCCAACUUGUAUUUCUGUUAACAACACUGUUUGUCACUUCUCACCACUUUCCAGCGACGAGACAGUUAUGGAAGAGGGUGAUAUGCUUAAGAUUGAUUUGGGUUGCCAUAUUGACGGGUUUAUUGCUGUUGUCGCUCAUACUCAUGUGCUCCAAGAAGGUCCCGUUACAGGAAGAGCUGCUGAUGUAAUUGCAGCUGCUAACACUGCAGCUGAAGUUGCCUUAAGGCUUGUGAGGCCUGGAAAAAAGAACAAGGAUGUUACCGAGGCAAUUCAAAAGGUCGCUGCAUCUUAUGAUUGCAGAAUUGUGGAAGGUGUUCUUAGCCACCAGAUGAAGCAGUUUGUGAUUGAUGGGAACAAGGUUGUAUUAAGUGUUGCCAAUCCUGAGACGAGGGUUGAUGAAGCAGAAUUUGAGGAGAACGAAGUGUAUUCAAUAGAUAUUGUAACAAGCACAGGUGAAGGAAAGCCUAAGUUGUUGGAUGAGAAGCAGACAACUAUUUAUAAGAGAGCUGUGGACAGGAACUAUCAUUUAAAGAUGAAAGCCUCUAGAUUCAUUUUCAGUGAAAUAACACAGAAGUUUCCUAUAAUGCCUUUCACCGCUAGGGCUUUAGAAGAGAAAAGGGCUCGGCUUGGAUUGGUGGAAUGUGUUAACCAUGAUCUUUUGCAGCCAUACCCUGUUCUUCAAGAGAAGCCUGGUGAUUACAUUGCUCAUAUCAAAUUCACCGUUUUGCUGAUGCCUAAUGGAUCUGAUCGAGUCACAUCUCAUCCUCUGCAAGAUCUGCAGCCUACAAUAACGACGGAUGAUCCUGAAAUCAAGGCAUGGUUAGCAUUGGGCACUAAGACGAAGAAAAAGGGUGGUGGAAAGAAGAAGAAAGGUAAGAAGGGUGAUAAGACAGAGGACCCUACAAGUGCUGAGCCCAUGGAUACCACAGCAAAUGGCGCUGCAUCUCAAGAAUGAGCAGUCAACAACAACCACACCCAACAAAAAAAAAAAAAAAAAAAAAAAAAGUUCCCUGCCUUUUUAUAUCUUGGAAUUUGGCUCUGCCCCCACUGUGUAUGAGUAGGUGAGUGCGGUAGCCAGAGUGAAGUGGUGAACGUCCUUUAUUGGGUACUAUUAUUAAUGAAUCCAACUUCUUCUUUUGUAAGCUCGACAUACUUGGGUUUUUGAUUUCAGACUCCAUAGACGCAGGGAGAUGUGCCACUGAAUGAGCCUAUUUUCUUUUCAUUACUAAUCUUACUUCCUUUCUGCUGA